CUGGUGUCGACGCUCAAUGGGCAAGACCAGUUGCCUGCCUUGUCUGAUCCUCCUCUUGAUGUCGAGGCAGAGAAUCUGGAUGUCGUAAGGGAUAUAGCUUCAAGGAUGGAGAGUGAAAUAAUGUCUGCUGAGAGUUCGUUCGUCAUGGGGGACUUUUGGCCUGGAAACGUCCUCGUGAGCCUGGAUGAGAACUCCAGAGUAAAAACCAUUUCAGUCAUCGACUGGGAGCUCGCAAAAACAGGGCUUCCUGGACAUGACUUGGGCCAGUUCUGUGCAGAACUGUAUUUAUUGCGAUCCUUCGACCCGAUAUCUGGAGAAUUUGCGCUUGCUACCUCCGACAUGACUAGCUCGUUUCUGAAAGCCUACUCUCGGUUUAAGGAUAUACCGUUGGCUCAAUAUGUCAUUACACAUAUGGGGGCCCAUCUUGUAGCUUGGACUCCCAGGAUUCCCUGGGGUAGUAAUCAAAGGACGAGACAGGUUGUGAAGGAAGGGGUGAAAUAUGUAGUUGAGCCCUGGGUCGAAUCUGAUGAUAAAAAGCUGGGCGAAUGGUUCUCACACACCUCAAUUUCGGUUCUUGCAACCAAUAGAUGAUGAUAGUUUAUUAGUAGUAGUAGACGAACGCAG
Messenger RNA from Guyanagaster necrorhizus, 624 nucleotides. RefSeq lists its product as uncharacterized. The transcript has 2 exons. Lineage: Eukaryota; Fungi; Basidiomycota; Agaricomycetes; Agaricales; Physalacriaceae. The record is from RefSeq and is a predicted model, not a curated record. The coding region runs from base 121 to 591 and encodes 156 amino acids.